AAAUUUACUUGAUGCUGAAAGACAUUUGAUUUAAUGAUAACGUUCUAAAUGACGUUAACAUUAUUGACUAACUUAAGGAAGAAUCGAUUUAAUUGUUUGCUGGAGUUCUUUUGAAGAAUCGAGCAUUUUCAUUAUUUAAUUCUUGGCUGGCGUCGGGAUUUAUUGGAGGGGCGCACUGUUCUACAGGCCGAUUUCAUAUAUUCUCUCAUAGAAUGAUGUCACAGUGAUAACAGGAAUACGAUGUUUGAACAAAAAUAGAUGAUCUCUAGUAAUAUUGUUGCUUUCUGAAGUUAGUCAUUAAUGAAAGGGACAAGUUUGGGUGCUACUGUACACUAUUUUACUACCAGACUGCUGAAUGGGAUACAGAAACAGGAAAAAAUAAAACCCUAUAAAGUUUCGUCAAUUCAAAGUGUGCCCAGCCAUAUUAUUAGGCCUUCCUAUGUGGGAUCUAUUUCAAAUCCUGCUAUUGUAAAAGAUCCAGAAGUACACGAUGAUACUGGUAUUCACCACAUGAGAAAUGCUGGAAGACUUGCUGCUUCAGCUCUAGAAUAUGCUCGAUCACUUGUCAAGCCAGGAAUCACUACUGAUGAAAUUGACAAGGCUGUCCACAAAAUGAUUAUUGGUGCUGGUGCAUAUCCAUCUCCUUUAGGUUACAAAGGAUUUCCAAAAAGUAUUUGUACUUCAGUAAAUGAGGUUGCAUUUCAUGGUAUCCCUGACUUGCGCCCCUUGGAGGAUGGUGAUAUUAUCAACAUUGAUGUUACCAUUUACUUGAAUGGAUAUCAUGCAGAUACAUCAAAAACAUUCUUGUGUGGCAAUGUUAAUAAUAAUGCAAUGCAAUUGGUGGAGGUGACAGAGGACUGCUUGGAAAAGGCAAUUUCUGUUUGUGGACCAGGGGUUGAGUUUAAAGAACUUGGCAAAAUAUUCAUUGAUAUUGCAGGGAAGUACGGAUAUAGUGUUGACACAAGUUAUGCUGGCCAUGGCAUAGGAAAGCAUUUUCACUCAGCUCCCUGCAUAAACUUUUGUGAGGAUCAAGCUGGAUGUAUGAUGGCUGGGCAAACCUUUGCACUUGUUUAUGGAUCUGCAGAGCCAUUGUUGUCACUAGGGAGCAUUGAGUAUGAGUUGUGGGAUGACAAUUACACUUUUGUGACUGCUGAUGGUAGUCUUUCUGCACAAUUUGAACAUACACUACUAAUCACAAAGACUGGUGUGGAGAUUUUGACAAAGUUAAGCUGAUUGCUAUGGUUCUUCAGAUGGUGUUCACGUUAAUUUAGCAAUUAUACAUGAUUUUGCCCUGCUUGGGAGGUCUGAAAAAUCUUUCUAUCAUAUCAAAGAAAUUGUUUUUGAUGUAAAUUGAGGAUUGUUAUAUGUUGCUAGCUUGGUCUCAAUUUUUCCUCAAACCUGGAGUGUAUUUUGAAUCUUUGAUUAUUAGCAUGCCCUGCCAAUUAUGUUAUAAAUAUAAUCUUGUAAUUACUGGAUUUUGUACCAUCUAGGUUAUCUAUAGCUGCUAGGUUGGUCUAUGUUUGCCUAUAUCAGAAGGGCUUUUUUGGCUUCAAGCAGGCCUCCAUAUUCGUAUGUACUAAAUCUACAUAUUUCUAUUAUUAAUAUAUUUAGGCCUAGUGCCUUUUGCCAAAAAAUAAA
Messenger RNA from Cryptomeria japonica (Japanese cedar), 1638 nucleotides. RefSeq names its product methionine aminopeptidase 1D, chloroplastic/mitochondrial. Lineage: Eukaryota; Viridiplantae; Streptophyta; Pinopsida; Cupressales; Cupressaceae. The transcript is spliced from 11 exons. Gene Ontology annotation, biological process: proteolysis. Gene Ontology annotation, molecular function: metalloaminopeptidase activity. The record is from RefSeq and is a predicted model, not a curated record. The coding region runs from base 301 to 1233 and encodes 310 amino acids.